Messenger RNA from Purpureocillium lilacinum, 336 nucleotides. Lineage: Eukaryota; Fungi; Ascomycota; Sordariomycetes; Hypocreales; Ophiocordycipitaceae. The record is from RefSeq and is a predicted model, not a curated record.
AUGACGAGAGUUAUGCGCAGGCCAUUGGGUCGCGCGUCGUCGCACAGGAGGAACCGUCUCCGCGAUUCGGCUCGGGUGACGUUGGAAAGAAGCUAUGCGUGGGAGAGGAGGGAGGCGAUCAGAGGCGAGGCGUGGAAGAACAGGGUCCGUCUCCUGUCAACGGAGGAAGGUACAGAGGCCAGUACGGGUAGUGCCCCAGAGGGGAAAUUGGAUGAAGAGGCGAAAGAGGUGACGAGGUACCGGCCAGGGUCUGGUCUGGACGAUCGGGGCCGGGCUGCAGGAGCUGCAGUGGUUAAUGUAUGUGCGUGGAAGUACCGUAUCCACCUAUCACGAUGA